GCAGCACAGAUCACUGUAGUCCCUUUGUAUGCGCAGCAGUGCCCAACUGCAGUCUAUACCGCUCGUUCUUACACAAGAAUUAUGAGUAAAAGACGAAAAGUUGGACUUUGACAUGAAAUGGCUCGCUCGCGCCGCGCCACUCCCUAAAAUGAACGAGGAGAGCACAAGUAAGCGCACGAGGAAUCCCUGUGCAUAAGUCGAUGGAUAUUUUGCAUCUUGAAAACAACUCGGGAAGGUUGUUUUUUUUUUUUGUUUGUUUUUUAAUGCAUGCUUUGAUGCAUCAAUGCCUUGAGUGAAACGAAAUGCGUGAAUGCCUUUAGCACAGUAAUGCAUGGGCAUGCUUUGAUCAUCCACCUAGAGAGGAACCUAUUGCUGAAGCAUGUCACUGCAGACACCCCGCGCUUGCUUGAAGGGGUUAAAACACUGAUCACAGCCGGUGUGAUGUGUUUUUCAUGGGUGCAUGAGCUUGGAAUCUGAAUAUGUGUCCUGUAGUAAUACUAAUAAUAAUAAUAAUACAAACAAACAAAAAAAACCUUGUUUUCGGGUAAUUGGAUAAUACCUUAAAAACGGACGCUGUCUUUGCGCAACGGAAAAAACACAAAAACAAAACAAACAGCGAAAUUAUGACUGGGAACAUCUGAAACGUGAUGCUCUAUGGAUUUCUGCCCGUAAGAUGAGCGCGUUUGCUCAACAACAAGAUGUUGCCACUCCUCAGAGCAUCAUUUUGGCCAGCAAACUCGAGCGGCCACACGUAUUCAGGCAAUUCUCCUCAGUCUCUUGUGUUAAAUGUUACUAUCUUGUGUGAUGUGAGCAUGUUUGAGGCGACGCCCAACGCAAACAGCUCCCCUGUUUCUUUGCAGAUCUCUGAAUUGAGUCGAGACAACACUGUGAGGACACAGGGGGCGUCAGAUUUUGCUGACCUUAGCAUCUUUGGACCGUUUCAAUGGGAAGCUCUUUGCAAAUAACGCCUUAAGGGAGUCCCCUUCGCUUGGCCUCCGUUCAUUUCUUUGAGACACGCUGCUGUAUGUUUCCCGUUUGUCCUGAAGGCGCAUACGGCCGGAUAUAUUCGCGUCCGGCGCGGCAGAUCUGGCGCAGCGGUUGGGAGGAAGACCGGGAUCAUUGCAGUACCUGUAAUGAAUGGCUGCUGAAAGACACCACUGACCCUGGCAACGAGACGAAUUAUUAGUCCUGCCGGUGUCAUGUAAACAUAAUCAUUUGGCAAAUGAUUUCUCUGGCGCUUUGGGGACUCUUGAUGCUUGCAGUGUUUACAAGAGGGAGGUGUUAAGGAGUGAAAGGAAGCCCCCAAAUUUCUUCCCCACAAACUUUUAGAGGCAACACCAUUGCAUCCUGACCCCAAACUGCAGGUUGCAUUCGUUCACAGCAUGACUGUUGCCACAGGCGACCCAGUUGAUGAAGCCGCAGCUCUCCCGGGUCAGCCACAGGACACGUAUGACCCGGAACCAGACCAUGAGUGCUGCGAAAGGGUGGUCAUUAACAUCUCUGGCCUGCGCUUUGAGACGCAGCUCAAAACUCUGUCUCAGUUCCCCGAGACAUUGCUCGGGGACCCCAAAAAGAGAAUGCGCUACUUUGACCCUCUGAGGAACGAGUACUUUUUCGACAGGAACCGCCCAAGUUUUGACGCCAUUCUCUAUUACUACCAGUCAGGCGGCAGGCUGCGGAGGCCUGUUAAUGUGACAUUGGAUAUUUUUUCUGAGGAGAUACGUUUUUAUGAGCUCGGGGAAGAAGCCAUCGAGAUGUUCAGGGAGGAUGAAGGAUUUAUUAAGGAAGAGGAGAAACUCCUGCCAGAAAAUGAGUUUCAGAGGCAGGUGUGGCUGCUCUUUGAGUACCCUGAAAGUUCAGGGCCUGCCCGGAUUAUUGCCAUCAUUUCCGUCAUGGUCAUCCUCAUAUCUAUAGUCAGUUUUUGCCUGGAGACACUUCCGGUUUUUCGCAGUGAGGACCUGGACCCUCACAAAAUUUCCACGAGCUCCAACUCAACAAAUAGCUACACCUCCACCUACUUUACUGACCCCUUCUUCAUCCUGGAGACCCUUUGCAUCAUAUGGUUCUCCUUCGAGUUCCUGGUGCGUUUCUUUGCGUGUCCCAGCAAAGCAGGCUUCUUUGUUAAUAUAAUGAACAUCAUUGAUAUCGUGGCUAUAAUACCUUACUUUAUCACCUUGGGCACAGAGCUAGCAGAGAAGCCAGAGGAUGGUCAGCAAGGGCAGCAAGCUAUGUCGCUUGCCAUUUUGAGGGUCAUCAGAUUAGUACGAGUCUUCAGGAUCUUCAAACUGUCCCGGCACUCGAAAGGGCUGCAAAUUCUUGGGCAAACACUCAAGGCCAGCAUGAGGGAGCUUGGGCUGCUUAUCUUCUUUCUCUUCAUCGGAGUCAUCCUCUUUUCGAGUGCUGUCUACUUCGCCGAGGCGGACGAGGCUGACUCGCAGUUUGUUAGCAUCCCCGAUGCCUUCUGGUGGGCCGUGGUCACAAUGACGACAGUAGGGUACGGUGACAUGGUUCCAACGACCAUCGGAGGCAAGAUUGUGGGAUCCCUGUGCGCUAUCGCUGGUGUGCUGACCAUUGCCUUGCCCGUGCCCGUCAUAGUCUCCAACUUCAACUACUUCUACCAUCGAGAGACGGAGGGUGAGGAACAGGCCCAGUACCUUAACGUGACCAGCGUCCCCAAGAUAGACUCCUCGGAGGACCUCAAAAAGAGCCGCAGCGGGUCAACCAUGAGCAAGUCUGACUACAUGGAAAUUCAAGAAGCUGUGAACAACAGCAACGAGGACUUCCGAGAGGAGAACAUCAAGACCGGGAACUGCACCCUAACCAACACUAACUAUGUUAACAUCACCAAAAUGCUUACAGAUGUAUAACCGCUUUGAACUGCCUUGACGUAGAAGGUGAGAUAAAGUAGGGGAGUACAAACCCCCCGGUUUUAAAGGCUUCAGACGCCUCGUGCAAGAGUUUGAAGAUGGGAGAACUGAAAUGCGUCCAUUUGAGCGAAGGAUCAGUAAAGAAGACCUCUCCAUCAUUCCAUCCCCAUUCCCUGUCGCAAGUUCUGGAAAACUUGAUCGGUGGGGGACGUUGUUUUGCAUCCUCGUGUUCAGUGUCUGCAUGGAGUUUGUCUUUUCUGUGUGACUGUUCUAGUAGUCGUUCUGCUUGCAACAGUAGCCAAAUCGUAGCCUAACCAAUAGAUGCAAGCGUAGCAUAGAGGGACCAAUUCCUGACUCCCAUUCGCCCAUUCACUGCCAACCUGAGGACCCCUUGAGUGUAUUUGUACCUGGGAAGAACAGCAAUUUUGUCACUCCAAAUUGAUUAGUGGCUUUAAAACAUGGAGGAGUUAAUGUAUAUUCGUGAAGAAUCACCAUGGAGGAUGUGUUUCUCUUUCUCUGUGAAUGCACAAACGCUGCCUGUCCUGCCAGCCGCAACAGCGUACCACGUGCGGUACCUAAACAUGUUACAUUCCAUCUUGUGACGGAGAAAUACAUGCAUGACCAAUCUCGGGGGCCUUGAAAGCCGGUUAAACCUGCCCCUUUUCUCUAUCUCUAUGACCAUUUUUCCCUCUUUUGCUGCCUAGGAUCUCAGUGUGUCCCAUGUUAGAGUAAUCAGACCUGAAAGUGGAGCGGAGAUUGUUUUGCUCAUUUUUCCAUCGUCGUCAUUCCACUAUACUGCAUGAGCAGCUGCCCUCCAUUGCAUCGUUUCCUCAUGUCACUUACUAUUCCCAGCAUUGUAAACUUCCAAGCAUUCCAUGUGUAUGAGAAAUGUCUUUUGUAACAACGAUCUACCCCUACAAGCGCCUGAUGGGGGGCUGCAGGAGUGUAGAUAUUUUACUGUGACAUUGCAGCCAACAACAGCAAAACUCACUCAAGUCAGGUCACCAAAGAUGAAGUUCACUGCCGUUAUUUAUUGCAUUUUUAUGUUCUUUUUACAUUUUAGUGCCAUUUCAUGGUGCAUCCUGCUCAUAAUAUGAUGCUGGAUAAUUUGGAUAAAACUUGUAUGAAAAUUAUGCUUCCUUGAAUAGCUUUUGUAAGAGAUAGGAAAUAUUCUACUACUUUUGUGGUGCAUGUCUGGUACACAUUCCUUGUAGCAUGCAUGUAGUAAGAAUGAUGCUUACAAAACUAGAAAUAAGUAUUCAUAUCUUUAUCAAUAUAAAUAUUUUCUCUGUGAGACUAACGGUAUGUGCAAUAUUAUAAAUGCUUGUUUUUGUUUUAAGGCUGCAAGAUUUUGCAAAUAGUUUUCUAUGUUAGUAGGCUAAUACAUUAGAUAUAGUGUAAUAGCCCACUUUCAGGGUCGAAUACAUCAAGAUUGUUCAUUUCUUAGUUUGGAGGGAGAGUGAGAUGCACCAAUUAAAACAAGCAUUUCAAAGCCCACAUUUGGAUAUGGGGGAGAUCUAAGUCUGCAAAAUCUCAAUUCCUGAUUUAAUAACAAGGGAUUCUCAUGAUUUUGUGGUACAUUUGACACGUCUACUCUGUAGCUUAUCCUCAUAACUAAAGAUGGUUUCUCUAGCAUUGUCUGUUGCAUUGAUGUUAAAGACCUCAUGAAAUCAAAAUGGACUUUUGUCGCUUUUAAUCCAGUUCGUUUUGAGGCCAUUGAAAUGCUAGCGUUCUUUAUUUUUUAAAGUAUAUUAAGAAAUAAGUAUAAUUAAAAUUUUCAGCCUUUCUGAGAAAAUGAAGGGAAAUACUUAUUAUAUCAUCUAUUUAGGGGCAUUUAUUUAUUUAUUUAAAUUUGGCUUAUUCAGUGCUCCCAAGAAUGAGAAAGUCUCCUUUCUCUAGUGCCAACUAGUUUUGGCUGGUUAGUCCCCAGUUAGCCCCUGCUGGUAGAUAAUGUAACUACACCAGUAUGCUCAUGCAAAGGUAUAUACAGUAUCUCUUUUAAAAUGUAGCCAUGUGUACUUAUGAAAUCAUAUUUUUUUUAAGCAACAAACAUUUUAUUGUUUUUUACACUUGCAACUGAUUUUAUUUAUUUAUUUAUUUAUUUAAUAUGUAUUUAUUUUUGAGAGCUCUCCAAUCUUUAGUCAUGGCAUUGUUUUUUGUAAAAACCAUUUCAUGGGGUCUUUAAAGUGGGAAGUAAUAGCAGAAAACCUUUUGUUUUGAAAUCCAAGUGGUUCAGGACCUAUGCAAUUUAUAGUUAAGAUGUAAAAAAAGCUCUGGUAACUAAACAUUACAUAAUACCCAAUCACCCCAGUUUAAACACGCUGAACUGCCCAAGGUUUUUCUCAGAAUUAGAUUCACUCCACUACCAAAAUACUUGGCAGAUCUCCCUGCCGCUAUGUUUGCUGUUAUGCUGGCCGAAUGAGAUGUAGGCCUCCAGCCUCGGAGGCUACGCAAAUUCUCUCCGUAAACUUUGAAAGCCUCUCAGUGAGGCAGUACUGCCAUAUCCAGGAGCGUGGUGCGCCAUUCACUCCACCCUUUCCAAAUGCAAGACUUCCUAACCUAAUAACACUUUUACUUCCCCUGCCCAGAGCUUCAAUGAGUGAGGGUUGGGGUUUGAACCUAUGCUAAGCCAUGCUACCUGCUUUCACCAGUUUUAAGGACAUGUUUCUAGAAAGCAGAGGUUGCUUAAGAAGGGUCUCAGAGACUUGGAAAAGUGAGGGACAUAUUGCAGCCAUUACUUUUAUGUUUAGCCUUAAUGGACAGGACACUGAAAAGACAAGAACUUGUGUCAAGAAUGUGAUAAGCCAAACUGUUCACAACCUAUUUUACUUGUAUAAUGUGACAUAUUUCUCAGCAAAAUACGAUAUUUGAUGGGAAAAAAUGUUUGGAGUUGAAUUGAUUAGAGUAUGAAAAGGACACAAGUAAGGGAUUUGUGAGGUAAAAACAAAUUGUGUUGACUUAUUUGUCGUAGUUUAAGGCAUUUAUUCAUACAUCAAAUUAUUUUGCAUCCAUUCCCUCAUCGUUUUCUCAAAGAAAAGCAUAGUUUAGAACCACAGUGGAUUUUUUCUUCCUCCUCUCAUAUUUACCGAUUCCAUCGCAUCCUGUUUUAAUGACUGUAUAUCCUACAUAAACAUUCGCCCCUCUGAGGAUGCUUGUCAAUCGCCUCAGGAAAACAGACUGUCUCUAUGUUUUUUCUUUUUCGCGUGCGUUGUCGAAUGCAUGCAGAAGCCCUUUUAUAUUGGAUGUCCAUGCAAAGGAUGGUAUGCAGUAAUUGGACAAGCCCUUUUACACUGCCAGGGCUACAAAUCGCCUUCGAGAUGAAGGAAUUCUUAAUAAGAUGUCGUAAGCGUUUAAUAGCGAAAUACGCCGAACUGAUGCUCUCAAAGUAUCGUAUUUAAUAGCGUCUCCAUAGCUGCCUCGUUCUGUCUGAAAUUGUCGAUAUAUUGUUUUGAAAUAUAUUCACUACGACAGUCAGUCUGUACAUUUGUAAUACUCUAGAGAUUUUGAAUACUUUUAACGCCUAUGUACGAACACAGCUUUGUGACGAUACUUUCGAAGAAUCCGCUGCUUUCAUUGUUGUCUUAACACAAAAGCUAUAGCUUUAUAAAACACCUCCGCCAUGUAACGCAGUUUCUUAAUAGUCGACAAAUUCACAGCUGCAAUUAUAUCCUUUAAACCUUAUCCAAAUCUAGAUGUAUUGUAGUAUUAGUAUACUUCAUAUACGUUAAGCACAAACACUGAGAAAAAAAGAAUCUGUAAUUAUCAUAGAAGCUUUGCCUAUUGAUUAUUGCGGUAUAUAAAUGUGUCAGCAAUCAAACCACGCCUUUAUAUCUAAUCAAUAUUCGACUGAAUGUCAUCACAGGCUUUACUGUUCACACUCAGGCAUGAUUUAUGGAUUAAAAAAGCCCUCAUUUGCUAUAAACAUGUACAUGCAAUAUGGAAAUGCAGUGUAUAUAUACAGAUAAGGAUGGGUCGACGAAUGAACAAACAGAUAGAUGAACAGACCAAGAUUGAGAGGAAAGAUGAGCAGAUGUGAUUCAGAAACAGAUCAUAACAGAGGUGUUUUGGGAUUGAUGGAGGUGGGAGCUCUGAGCUCGCGUCUCAUCUUGUUUUGAAGUGAAAGGCCUUGUUCACACUGCACAUUAAUCUGGUUUGUUUUCCAAAUCCAGUUGUUUUGGACUGACUGUCUGCGCUGCAGUGUUUAAAGUGACUGGAUCUGUUUGUUAAGGCACUGUAGCCAGUAUCUUGUAAAGUGUAUCUAUAUUGCUCUCUAUGGUAAUGACUUUAGCAUUGACAUGAUGCUAAGCUGCUUUCUUUUAUAAUGGUGUAUUUUAUUCAUCCAAUGCAUUCAUUUACUAUGUAAUAACAUAGUUAACUACAUGGAGAAAAAAAAAAAAAUGGGUGAAUGUUGUCUGUGACAUUAUACACACGAUGCACCCUGAAUUAUGAAAAAACGUUGAAAUCCAAUCUGACUGUUCAUAGCCUUGUGAAAAAGAAGUGUGCUUAAUUGUAUUAAAUGUGUACUUCAAAACUAAAAAGUAUAUUUUUACACAUCUACACUUGCAGAAAUGAUAUCUGCGCUUAUGUUAAUAUCUGAUCCGCAGAAGAGAUUAAUAUUAUUAAUGUCUGCAAACAAGAUAAAUGAAAUAAAAGACCACUUAAGUGUACUUAAAGAAAGUAUACUAUCAUUACUGUGUUCCUUAACACACUUAAAUAGUUUUAAGAAGUGCACUUUGUAAUAAUGUCAAAUGAAAAUGUUACAGUUGUUUAAAUACUUGUUUUUAAUACUCAUUUGUCAUGCUUUAAAGUGCAAUGUGUUGUCUAACAUACACAUGUAAAGUAUGUGAUUAUAAUUUGAACUGUAGUAUGUUAUUUAAUAUUUAUUUAAAAUGAAUAUAUGUUAAAUGUAAUCAAUUGCAACUUUAUCAUUAGAAAUGUGUUAAUACAAAUCUAUUUAAAAGUUUUAGUGGAAAUGACUUUACAGUAUAUGUAUAUAUAUAUAUAUAUAUAUAUAUAUAUAUAUAUGUAUAUUAGUUUACCGUGAAUGUGUGCCAGUAUAUUCAGCAGUACGCUUUAACCAUACUUUAAAGACAACAGAUUUGGUGAAAAGAAAAAAAAGUUACAGUUCAAUUAAUUGCAUUUAAUAAUACUUUAAACUAUAAAGCAUUUUCAUUUAAUUGAAAAUAACAAGCAAUUAAGUGUCUGAAAAACAUUCAGUUUGCACAGUAGGACUUAUGGAAAUAAUACAUAUUUCCAGUAAUACAUAUAUAUAUAUAUAUAUAUAUAUAUACUCAAGUAUGUAUUACUGGAAUUAUUUUUCUUAUUUCCAUAAGUCCUACUCUCUUAAAAAAUUAUGCUAAAGUGUACUUAUAUUUAUUGAGACAUGGUUAUCGAAACAUGUUUCCAAAAAUCAGAUUUUAAUCAACCAACUUAUAUUUCAGACGACCUUUGAAUGUGUUUUGGAUCUAUUUUGAUCUAUUACAUGCUGAAAAUUUGAAUUUUUGCUGCCUGUGUGAACAAGGCCUUAUGAAACUACGAAUGGCAAACCUUUGACUGCUUGGAAAAGCACGUGAUGUUUCUGUGUAGCAGCACACCUCUCUCCACCGUCUGUGGAGAUACUCUUGAUGUCAACGGGUUGACGGAGAAUGGACUGCGCACAUCAGCGGAUGAGCUGAGAUAUUAGGUGUUGGUCUGCAUGUGUCUAUGUGUAUAUGUGACAUUGUCCCCACAUUAUCAUCCAGGAGGCCUGCUCUUUCAUUUCUUGUACAGACCUUUUGUUUUCUAGGGUAAAGACAAAACAACUUUAAAAACUGAGCACAAUAAUAUAACAAAGAGAAGAACCAAGAGAUGGAGGACUCAAUACAUUCUCUGGAUGUGAUAAAUGUCAUGCACUUUACAAGGACCACUGGACGCUAACGCUAAACCUAAAAGACAAUCUUGGAAAGAGAACAAGAGAUGCAUCUUUUCCUUCCAAAAGAUUAUAACUGUAAAGAGAUCUAUCAUUAAUGAUUAUGAGGAUGAGUAUAUUAUAAAUCAU
Messenger RNA from Onychostoma macrolepis, 8904 nucleotides. It is a transcript of the gene kcna2b, whose product is annotated as potassium voltage-gated channel, shaker-related subfamily, member 2b. Gene Ontology annotation, cellular component: axon terminus; membrane; voltage-gated potassium channel complex. The transcript has 2 exons. Lineage: Eukaryota; Metazoa; Chordata; Actinopteri; Cypriniformes; Cyprinidae. Gene Ontology annotation, biological process: potassium ion transmembrane transport; protein homooligomerization. The coding region runs from base 1383 to 2867 and encodes 494 amino acids. Gene Ontology annotation, molecular function: delayed rectifier potassium channel activity; protein binding. The record is from RefSeq and is a predicted model, not a curated record.